Molecule: messenger RNA, 1131 nt
Organism: Colletotrichum graminicola M1.001
Lineage: Eukaryota; Fungi; Ascomycota; Sordariomycetes; Glomerellales; Glomerellaceae
Product: origin recognition complex subunit 6
Exons: 2
Coding region: 1-1131 (376 amino acids)
Biological process (GO): DNA replication
Cellular component (GO): nuclear origin of replication recognition complex
Molecular function (GO): DNA binding
Source: RefSeq, a predicted model, not a curated record
AUGAACCGAUCCAUAGAGCAAACGCUCCUCUCAUUGAUGCCCACGCAUGGCUCAACUUUACCGCCGUCCUUGGUAGAACUUGCGGGGUCCCUCCUGGCACAGUCGAGGCACCGGGCGAGCACACUCAAAGCAGACGAAGAAGUUGGGCGGUUAUACGCUUGUGCACACAUCGCCUGCGAUAGACUCAAGAUCACACUGGACCUCCCCCCGAUCGAGCCACGGCCCCCAAUCCCUCCCCGCAUCUACAAGCGUCUCUACAGCCACCUCGACAACAUCCUCCCCAACGCCGCUCUGAACCGCACACCAGGCAAGAACGGCACCCCGCGGCACAGACAAAGGCACGGGAUCGACUCACCCGUCAGGACGCCACAACGCCCAACACCCACAAAGGAGCGGUCCCUCGCGCAAUUCCGUUCCGGCAACCCCGCAAGCGGGCCGAACACGCCGACAAAGUCGACCGGCAAGGCCGUCUAUCCCUCCGACAAGUCCGGCCUCCACUUCUGGAUCCAGCCGACCAUCCGCUUCCUCUGCAAGGAGACGGGUCAGCGGCAGCUGGGGCCAACGAUGCUGGCCGGCAUGGAGUACAUUGUCGUUCCCGGCGGGCGGAGAACGCGCGACGCGUGGGUGAGGGCAAACCUGGCCGCUCUAUGCGGGGCUGUAUUCUUCUUCGUCACGCAGCAGGUCAAGACGCUCAAGACGGGGGAGGAGGUCGGCAGCGAGGCGUACAAGCCCGAACGGGAUCGCAUCCUCGAUCUCCUCGCCAAGGCGAGAGCAUCGGUGGGCUCGAGGGGAAUGGACGAGGACGAGGCGUGGGAGGGUUGGGCGCCGGUCACGGCCAAGGAGUUUGAUGACGCGGUGCAGCAAGUCACGGAUCGCGGGUGGCUCGAGGCCGACUGGUAUCUCAGUCUCAGCGACAUUAUCGAGGCGGGCGACGUGAUUGCCGACAGCCACCGGCGGGCUGAGGGCCCCUACAGGGCGCCUGUGCGCGGGGCGGACAGCAUGUUUCAAGAUCGGUACGACUUUCUGAGUGAGAAGAAGCGCCAGGAGUACAUGAUAUGGAAGGAAGGCAUCCUCAGACGCAUCGAGUCGCUGGAGAAGGAAGGCGGGGAGGCCAUGGAGGUUGACGUCUAA